AUGUCGUUUGAAAGUGAUAUAAAAAAAAGGGGGAGUAAAAAGAAAAGGAAAAAAACGUCCCCCAAGGAGGAGGAGUUCGACGAGGACCUCUUUGGAAUUGCCGAACUGUUUCAGGAACAAGGGGAUGACGACGACAUCAACGAUGGAAGUGAUGGGGGGGAUAGGAGCAAUUUCGACGAGGAGGAAGACGAUGAUGAUGAUUUCGAUGAAGAUGACAAUGAUGACGAGGAAGAAGAAUAUUCCGACGAAGACGAUGAAGACGACGAAGCUGAGGAGGAAGAGUAUGACUCCUCCAGCGAAGUGAACGAUGUGAAAAUAAAACGGCACAUGCCAAUCGUGCGCGGACGCAGCUCGCUGGCGGAGAACGACGAGCGGCAAGUCGCCACGAGGAAGGAAAGGAAGAAUGAAGGGAAAAGCGGUAAAAAUAAUGAUGGGAAAUUUUUACCAAGUGAUGAACCAAUUGAUGAACCAAGUGAAGGACCAAGCAAAAAGCAAACAAAGAGAAGUGCCCCACAAGGUCGAAGCGAAUGCUUCAUCAGCAAAGACUUCAUUAAAAAGGUGGGACAGCUGAACAACAUUAUUAACCCAAAAAUGACAAUCGAAAGUGACGCCAGCUUUGUCCAAAUAUCAAACAUAAUAGAAUUACGUGUAAGACAGAUAAUUGAAGAAGCCAACAAAUUUUACCAAAAGAGAAAAAGGUACUGUAUCAACAGAUUCUUAAAUAUCAACGAUUUUACCAACUCUUGUCAUUACUUGAAUGUAACAGUUCCGUAUAAAUAUCAGGUGAGCUUGCAUCCAGACUUGUACUCCCAACAUGAGGGGAUGAAAAAUUGGAGAGUCAAGUUGAGGGUGGUGUCCAAGAAUGGCUUUAAGAAUGUGAAAAAUAAAAUGAAGAAAAAAAAAAAAAAAAAAAACAACCUCCAGAAUGGUAGGAAAAAGAAGAGGCGGAAUAAUUUCAACCUCAGUGCCGCCAAAAUAUUCAAGGAGUUUCAAACUCAGCAAAAUAGGAGAACCAACUGUUACAGGGAAUUCUCCGACGGGGGGAAAUGGAAGGAGAGAAGAAGCCCCAGCGGGGGGGACUCCUGCAAGGUGGAUGCGGGGCCAAGUGGCGAUAAGACCAAAGUAAAAUGUUCCAGUACGGACAUGGAUGAAACGCUUCACAGCGAGAUAAACGACUUGUUGGGUGCGGAAAGGGAAAAUGAGAAGGAGGAACAAGAACCGGCAGACGCUGCAAAGGAAUCCUUUAGUCUUCCAGAUGAUCUAUCGAAUGAGGACAACCCCGAGGUGAAUGUAUCAAUCGAAUGGGAGGGAAGCAAUCCUUUCGAAAAUGAGGAGACCGAGAGGAACGCUGUCAAAGGGGUUGCUGAAAGCGGCAUCAGUCACAUGGCCCUGAGUAUGAACGACGGGCAGGAUGAACAGCGCAAAGGCCACGACCACAGUGCGAGUGACCUGCUGGCAGAAAUCGCGAGGGACUUGGAAAGCGAAGAGGUCGAUAAGGAGGAUCCACUGAGAACUGUCAAGGAAGACCCUCCCGAGGGGGAAGGUUUCGUGGAUGAACAGAAACGCGAUGAAGGUAAUGUAGUAGUAGAAAGUGGCAACGUAGGGAAUGGUGAUGUUGGGAAGGAGGGGAGCUGCCCUCGGGAAGGCCCCCACGUUGGGAGCGGUGAGGAAGACGACAACCUGCUGCACUACAAUUUGUAUUUGCAAAAAAGUAAGAAAAAAAUAAAAAAUAUUCAGAAUUUUUUGCUGAGCGAUAUGCAGAAUGUGCUCCCUAUGGAGGCCAACAUGACCAUUUUUUGGUUGUUUAUACAAAACCGUUGUAAGAAGAGGAAGGAGAAAAAAUUGAACGGGCAAAGUUCCAGCGUUGUGGGGGAUUACUACUACGGUUGUGGUGGAGAGGGGAAUAAUGAACAGAAGAAGAACGGCUCUGUUCAUUUUGACUACCAGUGCUACGAGAUGUUGUACAGGGUAGACAGGAGGGGAAGGAAUUAUCGCAGCUACCGGGGGUAUACCAAAGGAGGGGGGUUCGUCAAUAAGCAGGCAUAUAGUAACUUGGAUCGCCAGAAUGGGAACAUAUUCCUGCUGCCCAAGUUUUACCCCAUAAACAAGGAAUACGCUAUUCUGUCAAAGUACAUUUUGGAAAUCAUAAAAGACAUAAUAAAUUACCGAGUGAAUUUUUUUGACUACAAUAAUAUUUUGCACAUAUUUACAACGUCAAAGGAGAUUAACAAAAUAUUGGCAAAUAUUUUUUUCUUCCUCUUCAAUGAACUGGAGCACAACUUGGCCUUCAACAAUAUGUAUGCAUCGCUGAUGCUGUUAAUCCUAGUGGAUGGAAUUAUAAAAAAUAAAAAUAUAGACACCCAUUUUUACUGCUUGCAAAUACUGAAGAUGCUAAUCCAUGUUAUUUUAUAUGAACAUAAUUUGAAGUUAAAAAAUAUUUACCUCAUUUUGUUAGUAAAAAGAAAGGCAUGUGAUAUAAUGAUAAACUUCUGUUCCAGCUUGAGGAAGAAGAACAACAACGAAAUUAUUAAUAUAGAUUAUUAUUUAAUAUAUAUUUUAAGUAAAUUAUUGACGCAUAGUAAAUGUACGUAUAUGCACAUUUACGUAUCGUAUUAUUUGAUUUAUUUAAUGCCUUUAAAUAUUCACUUGAAGUUCUUCCUAGCUUACACGCCUAAUUUUUUGAGAAUAUUUUUUAAGAAAUAUUUCUACAAUCAGAAUGUGUACUACGGGGGGAAGUGCCGAUUGUUUAUUUCGCCCGAGGAGACCGAAUUAAAUGAGCUGUUUAACUUUUUUUUCUUUCACAUUUAUACGCUCAUACAAGGAUCCCUGUAUAGGAUUUUCAAACAUAUGGACAAUAUCCUUGUGCUGGAUAAUGCCGCUACUUGCAGUUACCUAAAUUACUUAAUGGACUUUAUCAUACAGUAUGCUGAUUACCAUUUGCCCCUCCUUUUGUCCAUAAUGACAGUCCUGGGUAAGGGCUCCGCCGCUUUGAUUAAUGCUGCACCACGCCGUAAGCGGGGUUGGAAGCGAUUGAGGGGACAUUCCAAACAGAUGCACUCAAAACGACGGGGUGAAGCACUACGCAGAAAGUGUUCAGACAGAGGCAACAAAUGUACCAAAAUUAGAAGAAAAAAAAUAAAAAAAAACAAACUUAAAAAGGGAAGGAAGAAAAAAGCCAAGAAGAAACAACUUCCCCUCGACGUUAGCGCUGUUCGAGCGUAUGAUAACCAACGCGAUGUGCAAAAGUUAGCAAAGAGGAAAAAUUACCUAAAACAUGUUAAGAAAAUUUAUGAUUAUUAUGCCAGGCAAAACCAAAGUGCCAAUGAUCACAACGGGGAUGACCUGGACGACCGAGGCGAUCUAAUUUCAACGCAAAACAUGAACACCACUGGUGGGAAUAAAAAGGGAUUCCUCACAGCGUAUGUAAAAAAAAGAAUUUCGCUAAACAAGACACUGCUGCAGAAUAUGAUGCACACAAAUCAGUUGCAUGCAAACAUUGCCGUAAAUAAAAUGCUUUGCAAAAUUUUAAAUAAAUUUGAAAAAAAGAGGAACAAAAAAAUGUCCCGUCGUCGGAGCAGGGACGAUGGUUUGCUUCUCUACAAUUCGUGUUACUACUUUUUGUAUACCCUCUGA
This is a messenger RNA of Plasmodium coatneyi, 3633 nucleotides long. RefSeq lists its product as uncharacterized. NCBI's taxonomy places the organism in Eukaryota, Apicomplexa, Aconoidasida, Haemosporida, Plasmodiidae. The transcript has a single exon. The record is from RefSeq and is a predicted model, not a curated record. The coding region runs from base 1 to 3633 and encodes 1210 amino acids.